AUGGAUCAAAGAAUUUGUAUCAAAUUUUGCGUAAAAAAUGUAAUAAAGUGUAACAAAGUGUGUGAAAUGUUAACAAAGGCCUAUGGUGACUCUGCUAUGAGUAAAACAAGAGUUUACGAGAGGUAUAAGCGUUUCCAAGAUAGCCGUGAAGACGUUGAAGAUGACGAACGCCCUGGACGCCCCAGCACAUCAACAACCAAUGAAAAUGUGGAAAAAGUGAAAGAAAUGGUUAUGAACGAUCGCCGAAUCACAAUCAGAGAAGUCGCUGAUGAUGUUGGCAUAUCGAUUGGCUCAUGCCAUGAAAUUUUUUCGAAUGUUUUGGGUAUAAAACGCGUGGCAGCAAAAUUUGUUCCAAAAUUGUUGAAUUUUGAACAAAAACAGCGGCGAAUGGAAGUUGCUCAGGAGUCACUAAAUGAAGUCAACGACGAUGCAGAAUUACUGAAACGUGUUAUAACAGGUGACGAAACAUGG
Molecule: messenger RNA, 471 nt
Organism: Dinoponera quadriceps
Lineage: Eukaryota; Metazoa; Arthropoda; Insecta; Hymenoptera; Formicidae
Exons: 1
Molecular function (GO): nucleic acid binding
Source: RefSeq, a predicted model, not a curated record